UCGGCUGCAAAGCAACAACUGUCAACAUGAGAUAAGUGACUGAAAAUUUGACAAGUAAAGACUACAUGGGUAUUUUAAAUUGUAAAUUUCGAAAAUGAAAAUUUCGGUUUGAGAAUUUACUGUGUGACAAUGAGUAAAUAUAUGUAUUAAGCAAAGUGUGAUACAAAUUACCAAUAUGAUUAUCAAAAACUCAUAUUUGAUGGUUAUUGCUGUUUGUCCGUUUUUAUGUUUUCAUGUGACAGCAGAUUUGAACACCGAAAUUAAAGUAGAUGCCAGUAGUGACGAUCAUGACGGUUCUCACAAAAAACAGUCCUUGCUGGCCAAUGAAGAGAAUUUCAAUAAAGCGAAACGAUCUGCUUACCAGCAACCUGUAUUGAAUAACCCGUCAUCCUUAUUGAGUGAAGAUUGGACUUUAAAUGCUGACUGGCCAGGGAGGAAUGGUGUACAUUUCGGCCAGGUGGCCGGAGUGACUGUGAACAAGCAGGGAGAGGUGGUGGUGUUUCACAGAGGUGACCAUGUGUGGGGUGCCGGCUCAUUUGAUCCUCUUAACCAAUAUUUAGAGAAGGACAAAGGACCUAUCUCCAGCCCAACCGUUCUAGUCAUUCACCCGGAAACUGGUGCGGUUUUACAGAAAUGGGGAGAAAAUAUGUUCUAUCUUCCUCACGGAAUAUCAUUGGAUCAAGAAGAGAAUGUUUGGCUGACAGACGUCGCUCUACAUCAGGUAUUCAAGUUCCCACCUCUCAGCAGAAACGAGCGCUCCCCACUGCUGGCCCUCGGAAAACCAUUUGUUCCCGGAAAUAGCGCAGUGCGUUUCUGCAAGCCAACAUCUGUUGCAGUCACUCCCUGGGGGGACUUCUUUGUGGCUGAUGGAUACUGUAAUUCUCGUCUCAUCAAAUUUAACAAGUCUGGUGUAAAAAUCAGUGAAAUAGGACAUGGUACAUUUACAUUUGGUAUAAGAAUGCCAGAUCCUUAUGCCUUCAAUUUACCUCACGCCCUGACGUUGGUGGAGGACCGUAAGCUAGUCUGUGUCGCUGACAGGGAGAAUGGCAGAGUUCUGUGCUUUGAUUGGAUCAAUGGAACUUAUGCAUUCAGCAUUUCUUCACCUCAGAUUGGAUCCCUCAUCUAUAGUGUUACAUAUUCCCCACUUGAGGGAGGACUGUUUUUUGUUGUGAACGGGCAAGAAAGGAAGUACAAUGCUGUGCCUGUUAGAGGCUAUGUGAUUUCAGCUUCCAACCAACGCUUGCUAGCAUAUUUUGGAGAUGGGCUGAAAAUGCCUCACGAUCUGGCUGUUUCACCUGACGGAAGAUCUGUUUACGUUGCUGAAAUUGGACCAAACAUGGUUCACAAAUAUUCGCACAAUGGUACUCUGGGGCCAGCAGUUGGCACUACUGUCAAUCCACAGUCUCCACCAGAACUCUUGGCACCCAUCUCACCACAAUCUUUGAGUUUGAGAAGUCCACAAGGCACAGUGCUGCCAGCCGUCCUCGUGACAUGUGCUGCCAUCUUGUUUGGUGCUGCAAUUGUGACGGCGGCACUUGUCUACUCUAGGGCCCGGCGGAGAGGGUGUGGCCACUGCGGGGGAAGGCGAUGGAUGUUGGGGCGGAGCCCAGCAGAAGGGUUCAUGAUUGGUCAUCUUCUAGGUCAACAUCAGGGCUUUGAGAAACUGAGCACGGCGGAGGAGAGUGAGGAAGAGAUAACGAGUCUACAGCCCUUUGCGUAGCAACAUUUCUGAUAUUGCUAACUAUAUUAUUGAUACCUGUACAUUUAUACAUUUUAGCCUCUAAACACCUCAUUAAUUAUUGAUUAUUUUACUACAAUUAAAUUUAACUGUUCGUUAAGUUUGGCAUCAUCUUUAAACUGGCAUUUUCUGUAUGUUUGACUUAUAUACUUGUAUUACAGUGUUUAUGUUUCUUCCUGGUCUUUUACUAAUCUGUACUUGUCAAUUCUAUAAAUAUCACAGUUUAUACAUAAAAUAUUGCACAAUUAAAAAAGUAGGAUGAUUAGUGAGAAAUAAAAUUACUCAUUUGCAAGGCAUACAUGGUAAUUGCUUGUUAACAUUUUCACAAAUUGUUUUUGGGAAUUUUCAGAAUAUUGGCUUUUAUUGUGUAUUAAAACAUGUUUACUUCAAUCAUUCUAGCAAUUGCAAAGAAUGAUAUGAUGUUGCAGCAUGUUAAAAGUAAAGUUGAGUCUUAGAAGGCUGAAAAAUAAUCACUGGUACAAUUUGAUAUUUAAUCUAAGAUUUUAUUAGAUCUGAGUAGAACAAAAUGUGCUACAUACGAGUAUUCUCCUACUUCAACUUCAUCAAUUUCUUCAUCUGUACAAAAAAAAUACAUAUUUGUACUAAAAUAUAAAAACAUGUUUUUUAUAUGCUUGUCAUUAAUGCUUUGGGAUGGUUUGUAAAACUAAAGCUUAAUCUUUGUAAAUGCUGAAAAUUGAGUUUAAGAAUCAGCUGUGGUGAAGCAAACUUGAAUCAGUGUAACGUAACAUCAGAUUGUCAGGCUAAUAUUGCUCUCUACUCCUGACUGAAAGUAUCAGUAAAUAUACAGGAAGCACUCUUUUCCAGCUUGAACAUUUGUACAGAGCCGUUUUGCCAUCUCUCUUAAAAUGUCAACAGUAGCACAUUGAUACAUUAUGUCUAGAAGUGAACCAGCUGAUAGUAAAUAGUUGGAGGAACUCAUCUUGAUUCGGUCUCGGAUCUUCUUUUGUAGAACAUAGCCUUGAGUAUCAUGACAUUAAAAAAUGCCCUUCAGUUCAUCUCACCUAGUUCGAAGAAAAAUUCAACUUUGAUUACAGCACCAAUGGUUUUGUCUGGUAAUUAUUACUUAUAAUUUCUUGGUAAACUGGAAUGACUGAAAUAAUUUUCAUUUUAUCUAACAGAUAUUUUGCUAUCUUUCUAUAAUCAGUCAAUAACAUCAGACUUAUCUAUCGCCAAGUAAAGUAUUUCCAUAACAUUUAUGUUCAUGAUUGUGUUGUAAUCUAAACAAAACUGCUUCAACUUGUAACAUUCUCAGACUAAACAGAUUAACAGACUCUCCUUACUUUUAAUGCUCCAUGAUUCGUCCAGUGUUUGGAUUUACCUUUCUCAAAGUUACCUGGAGAAAUAAAUAGAAAUACAUUAGCCUUUUAAAGUAAUUAAUUAAUUAAUUUCUCACUUGCCAGUUUUCAACCUUGCUUUUAACCCAUGCUAAGAAUUACAGACCUUAUGUUCCUCCAUUCUGGAACCUUCUUGUUCUGUCAAAAGUUAAGGAAAUUUCCAGUUAGGAUUGCUGCUUGUAUUAAACAGCAAUAUAUUGUAUACCAGGAUUGUCAUCUUGAUGUAUACAUUAUUCCAUUGCAUUCAGGAAUGAAACGCCUUCCUUCAUUAAUAUAGAAAGUUGUUGUAAACAAAAACUAUUGCAAUAGUGUUUUUUGUAUCAGGGAUCAAUUUAAUAACAACAUUCAAUAUUUUGGCAAGCUGUCACACUACCCUUGUCUUAGUCUGUGGAAAGAUGCUGACAAAAUUGUGAUUUCUUGACAUAUCAAUAAGGUUUUUGCUGAGGAUGCAAAAGUAUAUCAAGAACACAACCUUACAUGGCUAGAACUGAUACUGAUAUAUACAGGGUGUUACGCGAUAAGUUGACACAACUUCAGGAUAUGAUAGUAGACACAAAAACAAGCAAAAGAGUUCAUAUGAACAUAUAUUUUGCUUCAUUUAGUGUCUGUCUAUCCAUAUGUGUUUUUUAUUAAAAAAUUAACAAACACAGAACUCUCUUUGUUUGCUCUCAGAACUCGUUAGAGCAAAUAACAUGAAACUUGGGGUUUAAGUUAUUCUAAUAAAAGGAACAAUAUGAAAAAAUUAAAUACCUAUUAUUACUUUUCAUUUCAAAUUGGCAGCAUGUUAAAAUUUUCAAUAUACACGACAAAUAAAUUUUCUUGUGCAUAUACGUGUUUUAUUUUAUUUAAAAACUGCUGUUGAAAUGCAAUGACCCAUACAUAAAAAAUAGGACUUGGUUCUAAGGAUUCCAGUAAGGUAGCAUAAACCACUGACCAAUGAAAUUGAUGUAAUUAUUUUAUUUCUCAACUGAUUUGAACAAAUUUGGUAUCAUUAGUUUUGUAAUUAAAUUUUCAAAAAAUAGUAAUCAUUGAAAUUUGUAUAUAGGAUUAAAAUUGUUUUGGAUAUUAAAGUUUGAAAAUGUUAACAUGCCGCCAUUUUGAAAUUGAAAGUGAUAUUUGGUACUGUAUUAAAAUUGUUUCUAUUGUUCCUUUUAUUACCAUAACAUAAAUGUCUAGUUGCGUGUUAUUUACUCAAACGAGUUCUGAGAUAUGACAUUUUUUCAUAAAAAACAUACAUGGACAGACAUUAAACGAAGCGAGAUAGGACGUGUGUUCAUAUGAACUUUUUGCUUGUUUUUGUGUCUACUAUCAUAUCCUGAAAUUGUACCAACCUCUUGCGUAACACCCUGUAAUAUAUGUUACAGGAUGUCUUCUAGCCACUUGUGCAGUCCUACAGUGUCAUCAAUGUUGGCCUUAAAAAGUUAACAUUAUUUAUUGUAAAGUAUUUAUUCUGAAAGUUCCAUUUAUAUAAUAUUAUUCUGUAUUGUAGUAUUUAUCACCUGAACAAUUCAUACACCCUUAUAUUAAUAAUCUAAUAUUUAAAAAUAGUAAUUCUCUAUAAUUUAUAUUCAAAUAUUUAUCAAAACAAUAUUUUCAAAAUAUAGAGUUGUUUUAUAAUUACUGUAAAUAUGCAAACACGACAUUCUAUAAAAUCAGUGUCUAUAAAAUAAUAUUUUUAUAAAACAGCCAAUCUUGUCUACAAUCAUUGUAGUAUCCUUGUUUGUAGUAUUGUGCCUAGUUGUAGUUGUAAUAAAGUUCUUGGCAUUAAGUAACCAACAUAUAAGCUUCAGUACAAUAUUUUCUAAAUAUACAAGUAAAAUGUUUAUAUUCAAUCUUUUAAUAAAGGAGGCGAAAGUAAUGAGUAAAAUUGUGGCCAAUUUAAGUUGUUUGUGAACAGUUGACUCCGAUUAAUGACAGAAACAUUACUUUGGUAAAUAUUAAGUUUAUACUUCUUGACAUGACCUCCCAUAUGAUGAGAAUUUAUUAUCUUACCUAGGUUAAUAAAAUGUAUUUUUAGAACCAUUCUCUGUUGUAUUAAACCUCUUCCAAUAUGCCUUACAUGUACAAUAUAUAAUGUAAUGCCAUUUUAUUUUAUUUGAAUACUAAUAAAUCUGAUUAGUUUUUUUAAUGUUUUAUUGUGUUUGUGGAUUUUAUUAGUCACAAUUACAUUUGUAUUAUGUACUUAUUGUUUGACUUAUGAUUUUUUUCUCGUCUACUGACUGUUUAAUAAUUGACAUUUUGAUUGUUUAUUCAUGUAUGUAUUACUAUGUUUGUUUUGUCUAAAUACUGUGUUAUUUUGUUUAUAAUAGAAAGUUGUGGUUUUUGUACUGAAUUAAAGUUAAUGCAUAAAAUCUAGUAUCAAAUAAAGUAUUAGUAUCGUAUACUGUA
Messenger RNA from Homalodisca vitripennis (glassy-winged sharpshooter), 5481 nucleotides. RefSeq names its product peptidyl-alpha-hydroxyglycine alpha-amidating lyase 1-like. Gene Ontology annotation, molecular function: protein binding; catalytic activity. Gene Ontology annotation, cellular component: membrane; extracellular region. Lineage: Eukaryota; Metazoa; Arthropoda; Insecta; Hemiptera; Cicadellidae. The transcript is spliced from 9 exons. The record is from RefSeq and is a predicted model, not a curated record. Bases 176 to 1720 code for a protein of 514 amino acids. Gene Ontology annotation, biological process: peptide metabolic process.